Messenger RNA from Aspergillus tanneri, 1110 nucleotides. Its product is annotated as regulator of G-protein signaling domain-containing protein. The coding region runs from base 1 to 1110 and encodes 369 amino acids. NCBI's taxonomy places the organism in Eukaryota, Fungi, Ascomycota, Eurotiomycetes, Eurotiales, Aspergillaceae. The record is from RefSeq and is a predicted model, not a curated record. The transcript has a single exon.
AUGCUCAGAAAGAAGACUUUACAUCCACCUCUACUCUUCUGGAACAACUCUCCCAGUACGACGCCUGAACUUUCUCCAACGUCUUCAUCAUCGGACAGCGAGUCGGACGAGGACAUGGAUUUAUCCAGUCCACGUCCGCUGAGUCUGGUGGUCCCCUCGGGCGCAUUUUGCCCCAUGCGACCGACCUUGGAUGAGGUGCUGGCGAACACGGCGCCUCCCCCUUACACACUGAGUGCGUUUAUGGCGUAUCUCUCCCAGAACCAUUGCUUAGAGACCUUGGAGUUUACCUUGGAAGCUAAGCGCUACCGUGAAACAUAUCACUCGCUCAGCCACAAACUCAACCAGUCGCCGAUUAUUUCGGAUUGCGCUGAAAGCGAACAUUUGCGUAUGCUUUGGGAGCGGCUUUUGACUGCCUAUAUCGCUCCAGGAUCACCGCGCGAAAUCAACGUCUCCAGCGAUGUCCGUGAUGAAAUCCUUCACCAUGGAAAUUCAACAACUCCCCCACCCCCCGAGACCCUCGAUGCCGCUGUCAAGCUUGUGCAUGAGUUGAUGGAGGAGUCGAUCUUCAUUCCCUUUCUCAACGCACACACCUCAUCUGCCCAUGCCCUACCAUUAUCGGAAUCCCUGUUCUCCCACGAGGGAGUGACGGUUGUGUCGGGUGCAAGUCUCGAUGACCACGCUACCAAGCGUGGUCGGUCCAAGAGCCGGCGUUUGUCUCCCCAGUCGUCGAAGGAUUUGGGGCCACCUGUCUCCCUAGGCUCUUCUUCGUCCGGCCAUCAUAGUCGACCAAACUUCUCUCUGGGCGCUAUGACCUCCAUGGGCAAAUCCAGCCACCGCACAUCGGGGCCUGUUUCUAGCGCAAGCGGCGACUCAGGAUCGGGUGCGCUGACCGAUGACUCGGGAAGCUUGCAGUCGAAUACGAGCAUUGGCGAACCCAUGACGCCGCCGACCACGCCGCCUUCGAGUGACCCGCAGUCGAUGCACCUGUCCCACAGCCCAAAGAAUCGUCCCGACAACCCAUGGAAGAAAAUGGGAAUGAAGCUAGGAUUCAAAAAGCGAUCGGGCAAUGGGAGCUCAGGGAGCAUGAAACUGCCCGGGACGGAGGACUAG